AUGCAAUCUGAUUUUGAAUGGAUGGUUCCCAUUGAAGUGAUGUUGGGUUCUCUCAAUCAUGGAGAAGUCCAAGCAUGCAGCAUUUCCAGCGUUCCAGACAAACUUCGAGAAGCAAACAAAGAUGCUUACCAACCAAAAGAAAUCUCCAUAGGUCCCUUACAUAGAGGAGCCACAAGACACCUUCAAUUAAUGGAAGAACCAAAAUGGCAUUACAUGCGUGAGUUUCUUGAACGGCAAGGAACACAACCGGAACAAAAUAGAAGAUCGGAAAUAAGGUUAAGAGAAUGUGGAAUUGACAUUCUCAAGUUAGAUCAAAUCAUUUGUGCUAGUUAUGGUGGAAGCAACAACAAGAUCAUUGAAGAUAUAGAAUCACAAGAAAUCGCUAAAAUAAUGAUAAUAGAUGGUUGUUUUCUGUUGGAGCUUCUCAUUAGGCUUGGAGAUUACAUGGAUAACCAAUCAACAACUUCUUAUAACAGCGAUCCAAUCCUUAAAACCGAGGAAAAGGUGUUAUCGGUCUUAAACGAUAUAGCAAUGCUUGAGAAUCAAAUUCCAUUUAUUGUUCUUAAGAAAUUAUAUAGAAAGGUGUUUCCUGAUGGAAUUGAGAUCAAAGAUGAUCAUCGCGUUGCUAAUAUUGUUCGUAAGGCCUUUGGUUAUCCUUUGACGAGUAACUCGGGGGGUGCUCAUAUACUUCAUUUGAUGCAUCUCUCUACUGUUGAACAAAACCAACAACAUGAAGGGAAAAAAGGCGAAGCUAGAAUUAUUGUGCUUGAUUUUGGAGUGUUGGAAAUUCCACCGUUACAUGUUAAGGAAACAACAGAAGUGAAAUGGAGAAACUUGAUUGCUUGGGAGCAAAGCAAGAUUUGGAUUAGAUGCCAAUACACUUCUUAUGCACUUUUUUUCAGUGGUUUGAUAUGUUGUGGGCAUGACAUUGAGUUGCUUUUGGAAAAAGGGGUUAUUGUGAAUGAGUUGAACAAGAGCAAUGAAGAUUUGUUGGCACUAUUUCGCACCAUUUCGAAUGGAGCUGAACAUAUGGAUUUGAGUUUUAGUGAAAUAUGUGCAAGGUUGAAUGUGUAUGACUACAAGGGAAUGAAAAUUAAUAAGGUGUUGCAAAAAAUCCCAAUAAGAACAUGGCAUAAAUGUAGGUGUAUUUUUGAGAUGGUUGAGUACUAUGGGAGAAACUGGUACAACAUUUUGAUACGUGACCAUAUACCAACGGUGUGGAAGUUCAUAGGAAUUUUGGCAGCUGCAAUGCUCCUUGUUCUCACCAUCAUGCAGACAUAUUAUUCAUCCCACAAUGGCUAA
Vicia villosa (hairy vetch) is the source of this 1302-nucleotide messenger RNA. RefSeq names its product UPF0481 protein At3g47200-like. The record is from RefSeq and is a predicted model, not a curated record. The coding region runs from base 1 to 1302 and encodes 433 amino acids. Lineage: Eukaryota; Viridiplantae; Streptophyta; Magnoliopsida; Fabales; Fabaceae. The transcript is spliced from 2 exons.